Molecule: messenger RNA, 1123 nt
Organism: Paramecium tetraurelia
Lineage: Eukaryota; Ciliophora; Oligohymenophorea; Peniculida; Parameciidae
Exons: 4
Source: RefSeq, a predicted model, not a curated record
GGAUGGUUGAUUAAUAUUAUUUAUUUUAGAGAUGAAAGCUACCAUUGCAAUCCUUUUAUUGGUGAGCAUUGCCUCAGCAACUUCAACUCAUGAUUAAAUUAUGGCAUUACUUCAAACAGGAACAAAAGCUAUGGAUGCAAUUGACACAGUCUUUGGUUUGUUGAAUGACCUGAUUCAAUCAAAUAAGGAUGCUCAAUUUGCAGCUGAUUAAAAGAAUGAAACAGAUGAAUGGGUUGGUGCACAAACUAUUGAACAAUUCACUAAGAUCAAGUCCUUGAACUAAAAGCUUUUCUAAUAAUCAAUCGAAAACAGAGCCUAAUUUGAAUAAGAACUCUCAGACACAAAGAAUUAUUUGGCAUGGAACGAAUAAAGAUAAGAUGAAAUUGCAAGAAAGAUUUAAGUCUUAUUAGAUGAAUAGUGUUUGAGCAAUUAACUUUUUGUCAGAUCAAUCAAAUAAAACAGAGAAGCUCUUGAAGUAGUCAGAGUCCUUAAAUAAGACGUUGCUGGUUACAUCAUUAAUGGAGAUUCAUUCGAACUCCUCUAAGAAAAAGCCACAAGUGUUGCUGAAAAAUUGAAGGCCUAUAGCAACCUCUUCAACGAAAACGAAGUCAAAUCCUUCCUCAGUUUAGCCUCUAAAUAAGAAGAUGGAUCUGUUAGCAGAGGUGCCACUUUAGCCGAAAAAGUCUUGGCAGUUUUGGAAUCCCUUGAAGCCAAUCUCUAAGCUUCUCUCGAGGCUUUGGAAGUCAAUGAAAUCAAUGCCUCAUGGGAAUUAGCUGGAUGGGUCUCUUUGAGUGAGGCAGAGGUUGCCAAUUUGAAGGUGGAAUACGAGAGAAAAUAAGUCUAUGCUGACAGACUUGCUACUUAAAUUCAAGCUGCUUUAGCCUAAUAAGCAAAGUCUAAGAUUAUACUCUAAGAAUCAUAAGACGCUCUCGAUUAAGCCCAAUCUGAUUUGGAAAACAAGAGAGCUGACUAUGCUGAAGCCAAAGCUAAAAGAGAUGAAGAGAAUGCCAUCUUAGAAUAAGUCAUAAUCAUUUUCAAGAAAUAAGUUGCUUCUUGGUCUGGAAGAUGAUUAAUAUAUUGAAAAACUAUAAAACAAAUCAAAUUAUCUGUUAAUAUAUAAAAA